This is a messenger RNA of Solanum verrucosum, 1032 nucleotides long. RefSeq lists its product as uncharacterized. The transcript is spliced from 5 exons. Gene Ontology annotation, molecular function: nucleic acid binding; zinc ion binding. The record is from RefSeq and is a predicted model, not a curated record. The coding region runs from base 1 to 1032 and encodes 343 amino acids. NCBI's taxonomy places the organism in Eukaryota, Viridiplantae, Streptophyta, Magnoliopsida, Solanales, Solanaceae.
AUGGCCUUCCCCCCCUUAUUUGCCAAGCGUGUUAAAAGGAUUCUGAGAAAUGCUCUUGGAGAAAUCACGUAUAAAGAUUAUACUUAUGGUAAGCUGAUAGGAGUUUGUACUCAGGAAGAUUUACCUGAUGCUCCGGCUAAUAGCAGGAGAAAACAUAGAGAUUCUAGAGACUCCAAUCCUGAUAGACCUCAUAGAAAGAAGAGAUCUAGAUAUAGAUCUAAAGAAGAGUGGGGCGCUAGAAAAGCCUUUCGCAAGGCUAAUAGAUUUAUCAAGACUAGAUCUAAGCGUGAGCUCGCCAAGAUUAAGUGUUAUAAGUGUGAUAAUUUCGGUCAUAUAGCACCUAAUUGUAAGCUUGAAAAUUUGAAGAUCUUAGAAUUAGAUAAGGAUAUUCAUGAUAAGGUUUAUAGUUUCUUAAAUACUUCUGGUUCUGAAUUCGAUUAUGAUUCUGACUCAGGCUCCGAAGAAGAGAUUGAUUUACCUGAAUUAUCUGAUAAUAAUCAGCCUGAUAAUAAUCAACAUGAUAAUAUGAAUACUUGCAAUACUUGCCAGGAACUUCUGAAAGAAGUUACUGAUAAUAAUCUUCGUAAAAAAAUUAUUCAGUUAGAUAUUGAAGCUGUUAAUAACAAAGGUAAAAACAUUGCUGAAGAUAAUACUCUUGCAAAACCUUUUAAUCUUGAUCCUAAACAAGGUAUGUUUUUAGGAAUGAUGCAAAUUGUUACUGCUCAUAACUGUGCUUUUGGGAAUCGGAAAAAGCAUAUAGUUACUUUUUCAUAUGAAGAUGAUUUCUCUAAGAAUGACAUUCCUACUAAAUCUCGUCCUUGUCAAAUGAACGCCGAAUUAGUUGAAUUUUGCAAAAAGGAGAUUGAUAAUUUGUUACAAAAGGGGUUGAUAAAACCUUCAAAAUCACCUUGGUCUUGUACUGCAUUUUAUGUUAACAAUGCGGCUGAAAAAGAACGAGGUGUUCAGAUCCAAAUAUUUAAAGAGCAUACUUAUAAAACUGCUUUUAAUGUCCCGUUUGGACAAUAUAAAUGA